Trichophyton benhamiae CBS 112371 is the source of this 1218-nucleotide messenger RNA. RefSeq lists its product as uncharacterized. NCBI's taxonomy places the organism in Eukaryota, Fungi, Ascomycota, Eurotiomycetes, Onygenales, Arthrodermataceae. Gene Ontology annotation, cellular component: endoplasmic reticulum membrane; endoplasmic reticulum. Gene Ontology annotation, biological process: post-translational protein targeting to membrane, translocation. Bases 1 to 1218 code for a protein of 405 amino acids. The transcript has 3 exons. The record is from RefSeq and is a predicted model, not a curated record.
AUGCAGCAGCAGAUGGCUGCGGAGGCGCAAAGGCGUGGAAUGACAGUCGAGGAGUUUGGCAAGAUGCAGCGAGAACAGAUCGCGGCAGAGGCUGCUAGACAAGGCCUUACUACCGAGCAGUUUAUCCAUAGACUGAAGGCUCAGGCCUUACGACAGCACCAGAUGCAGCAGCAGCAACAACAGCAGCAGCAGCAGCAGCAGCAACACGGGGAGGGACAGCCGGGCCAGCAAGGACAACACCAGCACCAGCACCAGCACCAGCACCCUCAACAGCAGCAGCAGCAACAUCAAGUGCCUGUCAACUCUAACGCCCCACCAGAUCCAAAGGGAAUAGCAGUUGCGCAGUUCUUGAGGUCACAGAACCUGAAGCCGAGAGUCUGCAUCUUGGAUGGCCGAAGAAAGGAGUUGUUCAAGGUUAAACGAGCAUUGCGAGCACUUCAGUCUCCUGCCUAUGCCAAAGCCUCCGCUAAGCCCAAAUCCAACCUGCCACCGGUCACUGAUCUAGCAUCUGCCGAAAACGCAUUUAGGCUUCUACCAAUGUCCCUUCUGGCCUUGAAGGUGACCAAGAUCGAUCCCCAUGAAGGUCAUAACCACGCAAAACCACCAUCUAAGAAAGGUAGAGUCAAGGGCCUGUGGACCGUUCGCAUACAACAGCAUCAAGACACCGAUCCCAUGUCCCACUAUGUCUGGCUAUACGAAGGGCCUCAGUGGAAACAGAAGGCAAUGGCUGCUGGAGUAUUGGCUGCCAUCAUGGCUGUUGUCAUGUUUCCUUUGUGGCCCAUCAUGCUUAGACAGGGUGUCUGGUAUCUCAGUGUUGGCAUGAUGGGAUUGCUCUGUCUGUUCUUCGCCAUGGCCAUCUUCCGUCUUAUUCUAUUCGCAGUCACAUUCUUCGUUGCUUCACCCGGACUAUGGCUAUUCCCGAACCUAUUUGAAGAUGUUGGAUUCUUUGAGAGUUUCGUACCCGUAUGGGGUUGGCAAGAGACUAAGAAGAAGAAGAGGUCUAAGAAGACUGAUGGCUCAUCGUCAAAGCCGUCAAAGCCCAAGAUUUCAAAAUCCACAGCUGCUCCCCCCACGGCUACUGAAAAAGCUCCUGCUGCGGAUCAACCCGUCACCGCGCCAGACGUGUCUAAUGAAAAGGCAAAUCAGAACAAAUCUUCUGAGCAGUCAUCCGGUAAACAGGCCUUUGCAGCUAGUGUAGAGGAUGCUGAAGAAGAGUAG